Chenopodium quinoa (quinoa) is the source of this 890-nucleotide messenger RNA. RefSeq lists its product as uncharacterized. The transcript has a single exon. The record is from RefSeq and is a predicted model, not a curated record. Bases 250 to 768 code for a protein of 172 amino acids. Lineage: Eukaryota; Viridiplantae; Streptophyta; Magnoliopsida; Caryophyllales; Amaranthaceae.
UCCUACUCUUAAAUAAAAAAAAUUAAAAAAGAAAAAAAUGAAAAGACAAAGCAUUUAAGCAAUACUCCAUAAUAUUCUCCAAAUAAAAAGCAAAGCUUCCUAAUUACCCUUUACUUUCCCAUUUCCCCACUUCCCUCUCUUCAUCUUCUUCUGCCUCACCCCAAAGCAAUCUCCACUUUCUCUCUCUUCUCAUCAAAAAUUCCACCAAAUUCAAAUCCAUUCCCUAAUUUUAGGGAAAACACGCCAAAAAUGGCGACGCUACAGAAAUUUAAGUUUCUAGCUACACAGUGCGCAGUUAUCGGAAGCCCGACCCGAAGCCCGACAACAAGCCCGGUUAUCCACAUCCGCCGUCGCAAAACCCUACGAAUGCUGCUCGGAGGCCGAGGUAACAGCACCAGCGCAUUCAACCGCCGAUUCAUUCAUCACAGUAAUCGCCGAGUUGACUCGCCGGGUCGGCCGAAACUCGCCGACCAGAAAUCGGCGAGUGAGAAGGAGAAUAAUCUCGGCGCGAGGCUUAAGCUCAAGGAUCUCUUCGUAUCGUCUUCUCCUUCUCCUUCGCCGACGAAGGUUCCAGAACAUGAGGAAGAUGAACAGCGUAGAUUGUUACCGGCUACUGGAGGUUCCGGUGUCGGAGACGGCGGGUUGGCGGCGGCGCGGAGAGUAGGAAGCGGCGGAGUGAGGCCGUUUUCGGCGACGUUGAGGCAGAGAUUGUUGAUGAGGAGAGCGUGGCGGCCUGUGCUGGUCGCUAUUCCUGAACAGUCGCCAUAAGUUUGUGUUUUGCAGAAUUUGUACGGAUGAUGAUGAUGAUAAUGAUAAACAAAUAUUUUGGGAAAAUAUGAUGGGAAUAUAUAAAUAAAUAAAUAAAUCGAAUUUCCUUUUGUUUAUUACAA